AUGUACUCUUCAUCCAACGCCCAUCGCCAAUCCCGCCCCUCCUCAACACUCCCCGACCUCCCGGUCUUCCGCGCCCUCGACCGCCAUGAUCCCAAAUCAACAGCCGUUGUCCACAGCGUCUCUGGCCGUACCUUUACCUAUGGAAACUUAAUUGGCAAUAUCCUGCACUCCAAGAGCCAUCUGUUACAAUGUGUAUCUGUUUCAGCAGAACCUAGGAAUGUAGCGUUACGCGGUGCCCCCGUUGCUUUUUUGGCGGAGAAUGGUUACGACUACGUAGUAACUUUGCUCUCUAUCCUCGCCUGCGACGGAAUCGCGCUACCCCUCUCUCCCAGCUUCCCUGCCGGAGAGCUGAGGUACAUCCUGGACAAUUCGCAAACUAGCUUAUUGCUUGUGACGGAUAAAUACAGAAAGAAGGCCCAGGAAUUGCUCGAGGCGGAUUUAGAGACUAUUCCGUUCUUGAAAGUGCUUGAUAAAAUUGAACAUGGCGCGGAUCCAGCUGGACAGCUGCAUUUUCAAGAUUCGGCGGACGCACGCGGUGGAAUGAUGCUUUAUACUUCGGGAACCACAAAUCGGCCAAAAGGAGUCCUCAUUCCACAGUCAGCUCUAUCAACACAAGCGCAAUCUUUGGUCCAGGCAUGGUUCUACUCCCCUAGCGACCGACUGCUGCACCUGCUCCCUCUGCACCAUAUUCACGGCACUGUCAAUGCCAUCCUCGCACCACUUCUAGCCGGCUCGUCUAUCGAGUUCAUGUUCCCGUUCAACCCAGCCGCGGUUUGGAAUCGACUUGCUGCCCCGUUCCUUCCAGCCGACCAAACAAAAAGCAGCAGCAGUAGUACUGAUCCAAAGGAGAAAAUUACAUUCCUAACUGCUGUUCCAACAAUAUAUAACAGGCUUCUAUCAACGCACAAAACCCUGCCGCCCGAAAUUCAACAAGCAGCACGAACCGCCAUCUCACCCAAAAAUCUUCGCCUGAAUAUCUCUGGCUCAGCAGCCCUACCCACCCCGACAAAAGCUUCUUGGCAAGAACUGAGCAACGGCAACAUCCUCCUAGAACGCUACGGCAUGACAGAGGUGGGUAUGGCGCUUAGUUGCGGCUUGGAUUUCGCGGACCGCGUUGACGGAAGCGUUGGCUGGCCGCUCCCCUCUGUGGAAUGCAGACUCUUUGACACUGAUGUCAAUGAAGUCAUUCGACACGGCGAGGAGAUUGAUGCGAAUGGCCGCGAGAGGGUAGGUGAGAUCCAACUGCGUGGGCCGACAGUGUUUAAGGAAUAUUGGAGGAAUGGGGAAGCGACAAGGGAGGAGUUUACCGAAGAUGAAGAUGGGAAGGGGCGCUGGUUCAAGACUGGAGAUGUUGCUGUGCGCAGAUUUGUCCCUGGCUCUGGCACGGCAGGGAGGGGUCAGGAGUGGUGUCGCGGCCCGCUGUAUUUCAUCCAGGGCCGCAAGAAUGUGGAUAUCAUUAAAACUGGCGGUGAGAAGGUUAGCGCAUUGGAGGUUGAAAGGGAGUUGUUGUCGUUACCUCAAGUGACUGAAGCGGCCGUCCUCGGCCUCCCAUCGCCGCAGUGGGGACAGAAAGUAGCUGCUGUCCUUGUCCUGGAUCCAGAUUUUGAGACCAGCACUAGUCGCAAUGGCAAGGAGAAACCAUGGGGCGUCAUGGAUAUGCACCGCGCACUCAAGGAUAAACUGGCUGCGCACAAGAUCCCGUCAGAGAUGUGGGUGUUAAAGAACGGCUUACCGCGGAAUGCGAUGGGGAAAGUUAAUAAGAAAUCGUUGGAAAAGCUGAUUUGUGAGGAUCUGCUGGAGAUGUAA
This is a messenger RNA of Paracoccidioides brasiliensis Pb18, 1806 nucleotides long. RefSeq lists its product as uncharacterized. Gene Ontology annotation, biological process: fatty acid metabolic process. The record is from RefSeq and is a predicted model, not a curated record. Gene Ontology annotation, molecular function: medium-chain fatty acid-CoA ligase activity. The transcript has 5 exons. The coding region runs from base 1 to 1806 and encodes 601 amino acids.